ACCAGAGAGCAUUGAUCUGCUGAGUGGACUAAAGAUGGGGGAGCAAGGUGAUUGGCUGGAGGAUAACAGAGGAGACUGGGUGGCCAUCUUGGAUUUCCAGACCCCGACCGGUGCAGCCAAGGCUCCAGGGGACAACAUCACUGAGCAGGCCAGGACCAGUAGCGACAUAGUGGAGGUCAGUGGAAGGGACAGCGUCCUCACCUCUGGGCUGGGGAACAACACUGUUAACCACAACCAGAAACAGACAGUCGAACAUAAAACAACGGCCGAACUUAGUCUCCAAGACAACAGAUUGUCAGAGACAAGAGUGAGGCGCCAAUUUUGUCUGCGGGGACAGGGAGGUAUGUGGCUUGAAAGAACAGACACAGACUCGGCUAGCGAUGCUCCAUCCUGCUCCUAUAGUUGUGAUUCAGAGAGACUGAUGGCACCUCAGGUUAACUACCUAACAGGUGCUGCCUUCAGCCUGCCUUCAAUAGGAUCUAUCAACUGGAACAUGGACCCUGUGACAACACAGACACUUCCUGGCCUUCGUCCUCCCCACACUUUCCGAAUGUUAAACCAGACCUCCGACAAUGCCAGUGCCUCAACACUAAAUAGCUACACAAGCCCAUUGACAAAUGACAGAAGUAGAGACGGAAUCCGUAAAGGUGGCGGCGCCACAGAGAAGCGCUUCCCGUGUUCUUUCUGUGGGAAAACCUUCAGUUUCCCUCAACAGGUGGAGAUUCACCAGAGGAUUCACACGGGGGAGAAACCAUUUGUUUGCCACCUGUGCCGGGGCAGUUUCUCCCAAUCGUCCAGCCUGAAGAGGCACCAGAGGGUCCACACAGGGGAGAAACCCUACAGCUGCCCCCAGUGUGAGAAGAGGUUCUCCCACCAGCACCAGCUGAAGAUGCACCUGAAGGUCCACACGGGAGAGAGGCCGUUCGCCUGUAUGCACUGCGGGAAGAGGUUCUCAGAGAGGAGCUACCUUAGGAUACACCAGCAGAAAAUGCACACAGCCCAUGUAUAGAGUAUAGUGACAUAUAAUGUAGUACAAGUUAGUUUGUAGUUAAUUCUGUUGGUUUUGGAUGUAGGUGGGAACUGGAUGAGGUGAACUGAGGAAAGAAUGAUUAUGAGGUGGCAGAGUAGAUGAUGUGAUGGUUGGUGUGAUGGUGUCUGUAAAAACUUUUCACUGAUGAAGAGUGACAACCUUGUCCUGUUUGAUGCUGGUGUUUUAUAAUGAGGAAAUUAUAGUGCCUUAAUUUGUGUUUACUUGACAUGAAGUGGUGAAGCUGUGUGUAAUGUUUAACCUUUUCCAAAGUAUUCUAAAAUACAUUAUCACUGCAAGGGUACCAGAUUUACAGAAAAUAUAAAGUGUUACCAUGGUGAUCUACUUGUCACGUAUAAUUUUGUGCAAUAAAAGUACUGUACUUCAAAGUUGAGAGUAAGACCAUUUUGUUUAAAUUAAAUACAAAAUUAACUCUGUGUUGACUGACUAUAUAUCAUUGCAGGGACUGAGUUUCCCUUCUCAGUCGAACCAAAACAUUAUACUAAUUCUUGAAUCAACACAUAUGGAAAUGUUUUU
Molecule: messenger RNA, 1564 nt
Organism: Salmo salar (Atlantic salmon)
Lineage: Eukaryota; Metazoa; Chordata; Actinopteri; Salmoniformes; Salmonidae
Biological process (GO): regulation of gene expression
Cellular component (GO): nucleus
Source: RefSeq, a predicted model, not a curated record